UUUAUCCACUCAAACGCACACAACAACAGUGUUGUCAACACACACAGAGGACAGGAAAACACGGGCAAAGAGGGUCGAGAGGAGCUGAAGUCAGUGCAUCUGUCCCAUCAUGGCUCUAUCAGGAUCUCAAUCACCGGAUGAUGCUUUGCACGGCUCUUGGGUGGAGCUGGAGGGUCUGGUGUCUUCUGCAGGUCAGACAGAGGUUCAGGACUCCUCGGCCUCUUUCCUGCAGGGGGAGCUGGAGAGGAUUCUUCUGGAAGCUCAGCUGGAGUGUGAGAGGAGCAGUCAAACAGAAAGUCCUCCACAGGUCGUGACCCCGAGAACAUCGGGAUCUCCCAAACCAGGCAGUGAGGGCAGCAGCAGCACAGAUUGUGUGACUAUACAGUCGGACGAGAAUGACAGGCGAGUGAGUGCCGAAUGGGUGUGGGACUGGUCCAGUCGGCCAGAAAACCUCCCUCCCAAGGAGUUUGUGUUUCAUCACCCAAAGCAGCCCGGCUCUCUGAGCGUGAGGAAGACGGAGGUGAUGAAGAGGGGUUUGUUUUCUUCAGACGUGCUCCUCAUCCUCCUGCCCUCUCUGCUCGCCUCACAUGCUCUGACGCUGGGUCUGGGAAUAUACAUAGGAAAACGGCUGGCGUCCUCCUCCACCAGCACGCUGUAACAUGUGACAUUUGGCAGCUCACCGAUUGGCUGAGGCCGCUGCCAUUAGCACUGCAGCCCAAUCACACUUCUCUUCUCUUCCUGUGAUGGGCAGCAGCCUCUUCUGCCUCUGUCUGUGUUUCUUCCGUCCCACCGCAAAACUCUCUUUCUCUGUCUCCAUGUAUUUAAAGGGGUCAUAUCGCCAAGAAUCAAAUUGACUUUGAUACGUUUAGAUAAAAGAGCCUGACGUUCCAUGAAAGCAUAUGAUUCAGAAUGAUAUGCAUUUCAGAAAUCAAAACUUUCUUCCCAAAGGAGAAAAAGCUAUAACUGAAUCUCCUCUGAAGACCUAGAUUAAAAAUAAAAUUUUGCACAUAAAACGAACAUUGAUUUGCAUUAGGUUUAACAUAAACUGAUACGCUUAAUGUGACGUGUGUUUUGAAAUCGUGCAUAAAUGAAACCACUAAGAUUUAAUUGAUUUCACAGUGGUCAGAUUUAUGCUGAUUCUAAACAAAUUUAAUUAAUAAAAAAUUAAUAAAUCAAUAAAUUAAAUAGAUGCAGGUAUUUAAUAAUAAAAUAAUAACGGAGUGCAGGUUUCUGAGCCAUUUCAUUUAUGCAUGUCUGGCAAAUAUUUAAAUACACACAUUAAGUUUAUUAGUUUUUGUCAGAACUGCGUACCCCAAUGAACGGAAGUUUUAUAAGCAAUACAUAAAUAUUAUAUGCUUAAAAAAUAGAAAUCGGUAUUUUGGAUUUCAGACUGAUUAAUACGUUUUCACGUGAUUGACCAGAGGAGUCAGAACAGGUCAAAAUGUUCAUGCAAAGAAAAUUACGUUUGUUAUUUAUGCAAAAAAUUAUACCCGGAGCUCAGGGAAAUUUUUAUGUAUGAUAUGACCCCUUUAACCCCAUGAGAGUGUCUUUUUAAGACUAAUCUGUCCCUCUAAAUAUUUCUGUAGUUGUUACGUCCACGAAGGACCGCGUCCAUGUGUGUGUCAGGUAUAACACAGUACGAUUACUACAGGGAACACAGAAACAGUAAUGCACUGAAAUCAGAAAACUGACAGUGAGCGAAGCAAAAAAGUAUUAUUUUACAUAUAAAUGAAAUGCAAGUCAUACAUUGAGUUUGAAAUCGAGUUCAGUCGUGGAUAGUGUAUAUGACUGAAUCCUUUUGUGUUUGUGUGGUGCAAAAUAAUGUGAAAAAUCUCAUGUUGAAGUAACGUGUUUGAGAUGUAGACCAUUCCAUGUAGUAACGUGAAGUUAACUGGAGUUCAUCAGGUCAUCUGCUCAGAUUGAUCUUGUUUGUAACAACUCAACCACAAUAAAUGUCACUCUUGCCACCUUCUGAUUGGUCUGGUGUGUAAAAAUGAAUGUAGAUGUAGCUCUAUUGAACAGAUGAGAGGCUUUCACCUUUAGCUAAAAAAUAUGGAACAUUACCUUGAGUGUAUAAUAGCUUGGAAUAGAAAUGCCAUGAUAAAUGAAUAUGAUUAUUAUGGGUAGUUAUAAAAUAAGUGUCUGUUGUCACCAUUUUUUUAGUCAUGUUUUUCCUGUGUCCUGUGAUGUGACGAUUGAAUAAUAAAAAAAAUGCUAAUAA
Messenger RNA from Puntigrus tetrazona (Sumatra barb), 2221 nucleotides. RefSeq lists its product as uncharacterized. Lineage: Eukaryota; Metazoa; Chordata; Actinopteri; Cypriniformes; Cyprinidae. The coding region runs from base 110 to 658 and encodes 182 amino acids. The record is from RefSeq and is a predicted model, not a curated record. Gene Ontology annotation, cellular component: mitochondrial envelope; nucleus; mitochondrial outer membrane. Gene Ontology annotation, biological process: positive regulation of apoptotic process; mitochondrial outer membrane permeabilization. The transcript has 6 exons.